Molecule: messenger RNA, 1509 nt
Organism: Octodon degus (degu)
Lineage: Eukaryota; Metazoa; Chordata; Mammalia; Rodentia; Octodontidae
Gene: Reep3
Product: receptor accessory protein 3
Exons: 8
Coding region: 140-811 (223 amino acids)
Biological process (GO): endoplasmic reticulum tubular network organization
Cellular component (GO): endoplasmic reticulum tubular network; endoplasmic reticulum membrane; cytoplasmic microtubule
Molecular function (GO): microtubule binding
Source: RefSeq, a predicted model, not a curated record
UUAUCCUGCAUAUUAUUCAUACAAAACUGUGAAGACAAAAAACGUGAAGGAGUAUUAUUCUACAGCUUGCAUGUAGAGAUUCGCAAGCCUGCCCUAGCUGCCUGUCGUUUGUGUCUUCCAAAAAAAUGCUCUGGAAAACAUGCACACAGUUCGCUGGAUGAUGUACUGGAUUGUUUUCGCUCUGUACACAGUGAUUGAAACAAUAGCAGAUCACACAGUUGCCUGGUUUCCCUUGUACUAUGAGCUGAAGAUUGCUUUUGUCUUAUGGCUACUCUGCCCUCAUACCAAAGGAGCAAGUUUAAUAUAUAAAAAGUUCCUUCAUCCACUUCUUUCUUCAAAAGAAAGGGAAAUUGAUGAUUACAUUGUACAAGCCAAGGAGCGAGGCUAUGAGACUAUGGUAAACUUUGGGCGACAAGGUCUAAACUUAGCAGCUACUGCUGCUGUCACCGCAGCAGUGAAGGGCCAAGGAGCAAUAACUGAGCGCUUAAGAAGUUUCAGUAUGCAUGACUUAACAGCCAUCCAGGGCGAUGAGCCCGUGGGACAGAGACCUUACCAGCCUUUACCAGAAGCAAAAAAGAAAAGCAAGCCAACCUCCAGUCAGUCAGCAGCUUAUGGAACCUCACUGCAAGACGGGGAUGACAAAACGGAUGAGGAAGCGGACAGGCCGUUCUCAGAUGAUGAGAUGGUGACACACAGGGGCUUGCGAAGAUCACAGAGCAUGAAGUCUGUGAAAACCGUCAAAGGCCGGAAGGAGGUGCGGUAUGGCUCACUGAAGUACAAAGUGAAGAAACGGCCCCAGGUGUACUUUUAGUCGUCCAGCUCCCAGUGUCGCAGGACAAGGAAUGCUAAUAAACCAACUUCAUCUUCUAACUUGUUACCUUCAGGAUUUACAUAUUACAAUGAUUCCUUACAUUGUGACAGUGAUAAGAUUUAGUUUCAUGAAUUUAAAUACUUGUAUUUCUUUGACAGUUAGUUUUGAAUGUUGACUAAUAAAGGUGAUCAUAAGGGCAUAUUAACUUCCAUACCCACAAUUACGGAAAAUCAUGUUACACAGACCCCCCUAUACUUGAAGAGACUCUUGGGGCUCAGCUCUGUCGGCCUCUGAGGUGUCACAGUGCUGCAUCCGGCCACGUGAGAGCAGUAGCUGAGCCCCUGGUCAGCCUGGCCUCACAAGGUCAUGCAGUGAGGUGGGAAAGUAUGUUAUUCUGCACAGUUUUACUUUUAUAAUACUUUCCACUUUUUUCACCUUUAACGGAAAGAUUUUUAAACACAUAUUUGAAAAGCUGGUGCUCACCUAGCACUUUCUAACUAGUUUUGCACACUUGGAAGUUGUCUACUUAUCUCACACCUGAACUUUGCCUUUCCAUUUUAUUGACACUGUAUUGUCAUAUUCUGACAUGUCGAAUUUAUGCCUUGAAAACAUCUCCUUUCUUGUGAUUUCAUUUGUUAAAUUUAUUGGAUUUAUAUACAGCUAAUUAUUCCAUUUUAACUUAUCAACUCAGCUUCUUU